Homarus americanus (American lobster) is the source of this 966-nucleotide messenger RNA. Its product is annotated as basic proline-rich protein-like. The transcript has 3 exons. NCBI's taxonomy places the organism in Eukaryota, Metazoa, Arthropoda, Malacostraca, Decapoda, Nephropidae. The record is from RefSeq and is a predicted model, not a curated record. The coding region runs from base 1 to 966 and encodes 321 amino acids.
AUGGCCCAGCUAGGCAUGCUGACGCCCCUAGGGCCUCUCCCGAGGACGGAUGCGCUCCCAGGGGCCCUGCCAGCGCUGUUGGCGCCCUCAGCGGCUCUCCUAGGGGCGAUGGCGCCACUAGGAGCUCUCCCACAGACAGCGGUGCUCACAGGGGCCCUCCCAGUGACGGCGGCUCCCCCAGGGGCCCUGCCAUGGGCCGUGGCGCCCGCGGGGGUUCUCUUACGGACACCAGCGCUCCCUGGGACCAUCUCAAAAGACGGCGACGCCCCUAGUGGCCCUGCCAUGGGUGGUGGCGCCCUCAGGGGCUCUUCCAGGGACGGCUGCCUCCACAGGGGCCCUCCGAGGGACGGCAACGCCACCAGGGUCCUGCCAGAGGCAAUAGCGCCCCCACGGGCCCUGCCAGGGACCCGGCUGUGGGCGCCCCCAGAGGCCGUCUCAGGGACGACUGCACCUCCAGGUGCUCUCCUAGAUACAACAGCGCCCCCAGGGGCCCUGCCAUUGGAGAUAGUGCCCCCAGGGGCCCAGAUGUGCGUGCUCACGCCACUAGGGUCUCUCCCAGAGACGGCUGCGCUCCCAGGGACUCUCCCAGGGGCCCUGCCAGGGUUGUUGGCAUCCUCAGCGGCUCUCCUAGGGGCCCUGCCAGGUACGGGGCCCUGCCAGGUGGCGCUGGCGCCCGCAGUGGCUCACCCAGGAACGGCAGCGCCCCCAGGUGCUCUCCCGGGGACAACGACGCCCCCAGGUGACCUGUCAGGGACGGUGGCGCCCCUAGGGGCCAUGCCAGGGACGGCGGCGCCACCAGGGGCCCUACCAUGGUCCGUUGCGUCCCCAGGGGCCCGGCUAUGGUCGUUGGCGCCCCCAGGUACUAUCCCAGGGGCUCGUUCAGGGACGUCAGCGCCCCCAGGAACUCUCCCAGGGACAGUAGCGGUCCCAAGGACCCUCUCAGGAACGGCGGCACUAUUCUUUUAA